GUAACUAUAAUCCGAUAACAGGUAACAGUGUGGAGUUAUAAGAGUUGCCAUCAGUACUAAUAGGUAGGAAUAAAGUUAAUUAUAUAGGCUUGAUUUAUAUAUAACAAACUUAUUAACUAGUGAAACAGUUAUGGGACAGAUAUCUCCGAUCAGAGGGUUUACCAAUACUCCUGUAACAAAGGCAAUCUGUAUAAUAACAACUAUAUUGGCAUUAACAUUAUCAAUACUACAAUUAAAACCAUAUAUAAAAUUAGCCAUAGAUCCUUAUGUAAUUGAAUAUUUACAAUAUUGGAGAAUCCUUACAUAUCAAAUCUCAGUUAUUAAUGAAUCAGAUUAUCUAUUAGUGAUUUUACUUUGGUUUCAUUUCAAAAAUUUGGAGAGAUUCUAUGGAUCCAGGAAAUACUUUUCAAUAAUAACGUUAUUUGCAUUAUAUAAUGCUGCAUUUUGUUUCAUCUUUAUGAGUUUGGGUCAAUUAAGUUUGUAUUAUAUUGUAUAUAUAGUAAAAUCAAUCAUAUUUAAUAUUCCUCCAAAGGACGAUCAAUAUCAAUCACUCAUAUUUAAUGAAAUUAUACCAGGUCCAUUGGGUAUACUAUCAUCAUUAUAUAUAUGUUAUGGAACAUACGUUCCUGUUUCUUACCAUUUCAAAGUCUUGUUAUCAAAUCCAACACCAGAAAGUGAUAACACUACUAAUGAUGAUGUAGUUACUCCGUCAUCUGAGUCAACCACUUCAAGCAAGGAGUUGACUUUAACAAAUCAUUUCCCAAUUCAUAUUAUCUACACAUUACUCAUAUUAAAUAAUGGAACUAGAUCCAUAAUUCCUUGUUUAGUUGGUUUAUUCAUAGGUAAAAUAUAUAUAUAUGAAUUGCUACCUGGAAGUAAGAAUUGGUUAUUAUCUAAUAUCAUAUUCCGAUUCUUUAUAAGUCCUAAUAAAUCAAUUAAUCAUAUCAUUGAUUCCAUCUACAGGAGAUUUGGAAAUAAUGGCUACAUAUCCCUUGGAUCUAACGAGAAUUUGCCAUUAGAGAAUGAUACAUUAUCACCAAAUUCAACAGAACAAAUUGAUGAUGCAGAAGAGGUAUUGGAUGAAAAUAGAAACGAAGCUCAUGAAAUAAGAGCGGAAACACCGGUCAGACCUUUAGGUAGUCAAUUCCUAGAUACUUUCAGGUCAUGAACUCAAAAUUAAUAUAUUAAAUACUUA
Scheffersomyces amazonensis is the source of this 1195-nucleotide messenger RNA. RefSeq lists its product as uncharacterized. The transcript has a single exon. NCBI's taxonomy places the organism in Eukaryota, Fungi, Ascomycota, Pichiomycetes, Serinales, Debaryomycetaceae. The coding region runs from base 131 to 1168 and encodes 345 amino acids. The record is from RefSeq and is a predicted model, not a curated record.